Argiope bruennichi is the source of this 1646-nucleotide messenger RNA. Its product is annotated as ruvB-like 1. NCBI's taxonomy places the organism in Eukaryota, Metazoa, Arthropoda, Arachnida, Araneae, Araneidae. Gene Ontology annotation, molecular function: ATP hydrolysis activity; ATP binding; DNA helicase activity. The coding region runs from base 137 to 1507 and encodes 456 amino acids. The record is from RefSeq and is a predicted model, not a curated record. Gene Ontology annotation, cellular component: NuA4 histone acetyltransferase complex; Ino80 complex; R2TP complex. Gene Ontology annotation, biological process: regulation of transcription by RNA polymerase II; box C/D snoRNP assembly; chromatin remodeling. The transcript is spliced from 11 exons.
CAACUUCAACUUACAUUGAUUCCAUUUUUCGUAUGCUGCGCAGCACAUGGCGGAUUUAUGGAUGAUGUUUGAAAACAUUGUUGUUCUGUGUAUUCAUUAACUUUUAAAUUUUUAUUCUAAGAAGUUUUUCAUCAAAAUGAAAAUAGAAGAAGUAAGAAGUACUACCAAAGCCCAGCGCGUUGCUGCACACAGUCAUGUUAAAGGAUUGGGUCUUGAUGACAAUGGGUUUGCGAUUGAUAUUGCUGCCGGUCUUGUUGGUCAGAAAGCAGCACGUGAGGCUGGUGGAAUUAUUGUUGAUUUAAUCAAUUCCAAAAGAAUGGCAGGAAGAGCUCUUUUAAUGGCAGGGCCACCUGGAACUGGAAAGACUGCAAUUGCUCUUGCUAUUGCACAAGAAUUGGGCAACAAAGUUCCAUUUUGUCCAAUGGUUGGAAGUGAAGUUUAUUCUUCUGAAAUCAAGAAGACUGAAGUUUUGAUGGAAAAUUUUAGACGAGCUAUUGGUCUAAGAAUCAAGGAAGUAAAGGAAAUCUAUGAAGGUGAAGUGACAGAAAUCACACCUGUAGAAAGUGAAAAUCCCAUGGGAGGUUAUGGUAAGACAACAACCCAUGUAGCAGUUGGACUAAAGACAGCCAAAGGUUUAAAGAAACUAAAAUUAGAUCCUACUAUUUUUGAAAGUAUUCAAAAAGAAAAGGUUACCAUAGGUGAUGUAAUUUAUAUAGAAGCUAACAGUGGUGCUGUUAAGAGACAAGGCAGAUGUGACAAUUAUGCUACUGAAUUUGACCUAGAAGCUGAAGAAUAUGUUCCUUUACCUAAAGGAGAUGUUCAUAAAAAGAAAGAAAUAGUUCAGGAUGUCACCCUUCAUGAUUUAGAUGUUGCUAAUGCGAAGCCUCAAGGUGGUCAAGACAUUCUCUCAAUCAUGAGCAUGUUAAUCAAGCCUAAGAAAACAGAAAUUACUGACAAACUCAGAAAAGAAAUCAACAAAGUUGUGAACAAAUAUAUAGAUCAAGGAAUAGCUGAGCUUGUGCCUGGAGUUCUUUUUAUUGAUGAAGUUCACAUGCUGGAUAUUGAGUGCUUCACUUAUUUACAUAGAGCCUUAGAGUCUUCCAUUGCACCCAUAGUCAUAUUUGCAACUAAUAGAGGGAGAUGCCCAAUUAGAGGUGCUGAAGAUAUUGUUUCCCCUCAUGGAAUCCCAGUGGAUUUGUUGGAUCGUCUCUUGAUAAUCCGAACUUUGCCUUAUUCUAGUGCUGAAAUGAUUCAAAUUUUAAAAAUUCGUGCAACUGUUGAAGGAAUAAACAUUGAUGAAGAAUCACUUUUAGCCUUGGGAGAAAUUGGAGUGAAGACAACAUUAAGGUAUGCUGUGCAGCUGAUGAGUCCUGCAAGUUUGCUUGCUAAAGUGAGUGGUCGUACUUCAGUUAAAAAGCAAGAUAUUGAAGAGAUCUGUGGAUUGUUCCGUGAUGCCAAGUCUUCUGCAAAAUUGUUAUUGGAACAAAGUGAUAAAUAUUUGAAAUGAACUGAAUAAUUAUUUUUCAUCAUUGUAUUGAUAUGUCGUAUUCAUGUCCUACUAACCUAAACUCAUUGUUUCAUUGUGAAGACUUAUAGUUCCCAUUAAAAUGCAUUCAACAUUUUUCUGUUGGCUGCCAUCUUGAUUA